This is a messenger RNA of Carya illinoinensis, 3152 nucleotides long. Its product is annotated as kinesin-like protein KIN-10A. Gene Ontology annotation, biological process: microtubule-based movement. Gene Ontology annotation, cellular component: kinesin complex; microtubule. The record is from RefSeq and is a predicted model, not a curated record. The transcript has 6 exons. Gene Ontology annotation, molecular function: ATP hydrolysis activity; microtubule binding; microtubule motor activity. The coding region runs from base 202 to 3087 and encodes 961 amino acids. Lineage: Eukaryota; Viridiplantae; Streptophyta; Magnoliopsida; Fagales; Juglandaceae.
GUAACGGCUAGAUUUUGGUUUAAACUUCAAAGACCUCGUUUCAAAUUCCCAGUCAUCUCCUUCUCUUUCCUCUUCAAGAAUUCCCAAACCUAGCUCUCCAUUUCUCUAUCAUUCUGCAAAACCUCUCAUUCCUCAUACUUUUCUUAUCUCUCUAAUUCUCCGAGUCAAUCUCAAUCUUGGACUUUGUGGGUUCUGUUUCAUAUGGCUCCCACGCCAUCUUCUAAAGCAAACCAAACCCACCCGACCCAGUUGAAGACCCCGCAAUCGAAGCUUCGCAUAAAUUUCAAUGCCGCCAAAACACACCCAUCUCCGAAUCCUAACGCGGCGCCCAAAGAAACUCCACAAGACCACCCGGUCGAAGUAAUCGCCCGGAUCCGAGACCACCCGGAUCGAAAAGAAAAACCCGUUUCGGUUUUGCAAAUCAAUCCCAACAACCACUCUAUACGGGUCCGAGCAGAUUUUGGCUACCGGGACUUUAGCCUCGAUGGGGUUUCUUUGUCAGAAGAAGAGGACCUUGAUGUAUUUUACAAAAAGUUCGUAGAGUCAAGGAUUAACAGUGUGAAGCUAGGGGACAAGUGUACGAUAAUGAUGUACGGGCCGACUGGUUCGGGCAAGAGUCACACAAUGUUCGGGUGCUUGAAGCAGCCUGGGAUUGUGUACCGGUCUUUGAGGGGUAUUCUUGGGGAUGCGGAGGAAGAAAGUGAUUCCAAUGGCUCCCGUAGAACGUUCGUGCAAGUUACGGUAUUGGAGAUUUAUAACGAAGAGAUUUAUGAUCUUUUGUCGAGCAAUGGUGGGGGAGGAUUAGGCCUUGGAUGGCCGAAGGGCAGCGCAUCCAAGGUGAAACUAGAAGUAAUGGGAAAGAAGGCAAAGAAUGCAGCUUAUAUUUCGGGUAACGAAGCUGGAAAGAUUUCGAAAGAGAUACAAAAAGUGGAGAAGCGAAGGAUUGUUAAAAGCACCCUUUGCAAUGAGAGAAGUUCUCGGAGCCACUGCAUGGUAAUCCUUGAUGUCCCAACAGUGGGUGGACGCCUGAUGCUUGUAGACAUGGCGGGAUCUGAAAAUAUUGAGCAGGCUGGUCAAAUUGGAUUUGAGGCCAAAAUGCAGACAGCAAAGAUCAACCAAGGGAACAUAGCAUUGAAAAGAGUGGUCGAAUCCAUUGCAAAUGGUGACUCUCAUGUGCCAUUUAGAGAUAGCAAAUUGACCAUGCUUCUGCAGGAUUCUUUUGAGGAUGACAAGUCAAAAAUCUUAAUGAUCCUGUGUGCAAGCCCAGAUCCAAAGGAGAUACAUAAGACUAUCUCCACCCUUGAAUACGGAGCAAAAGCAAAAUGCAUUGUCCGUGGCCCUCAUACACCAAUUAAAGAUAAAAUUGGCACUGAAGAUUCUUCAUCUGCAGUCAUUUUAGGAUCAAGGAUAGCAGCCAUGGACGAAUUCAUAUUUAAGCUACAGAGGGAAAACAAACUCAGAGAGAAAGAGCGAAAUGAAGCACACAAAGAGCUCUUGAAGAAAGAAGACGAAGUUGCUGCACUCAGAGCUAGAGUUGAACUUAUGGAAGGGAGUGGAUCCGGGGCAAGUGAGGAGGAGAUAAACUCAAAGGUGAAUGAGCGGACUUGGAUUCUGAAAGGUGAGCUAGAAAAGAAAUUGGAGGAGUGCCAGAGAAUGACCAAUGAGUUCUUUGAAUUCGAGAGGAGGAGAAUGGAAGAAAGGAUAUUCCAGCAACAAAGGGAAGUUGAAAUGCUGAGACAGAGGUUGGAGGAGAUUGAGUCUGAGCUAUGCCAUUCAAGAGAUACAAGUGGUGAUGAAAGUGCAUUGAAGGACAUGGAUGGAAGUGGAUUUGCCAAAAGGUUAUUGGGGAUAUAUACCAAUGAGGACCCAGGAAUGGUAAAAUCAAUGGAUUUGGACAUGGAUGAUCAAGAACCAAUUAUUCGUGAGGUGAAACAAGUUGGCGAGAUUAUUUAUAAACCUGUUGGUAUCCAAGGCGUUUUGGAUCAUUCUCAUCAAGUGGAUCAUGAUAUUUUUGCAACAAGAUUUGGUGACAAGGUUAGUCUGAGCACAGUAUUUGAGGAAGAAGUAGAAGGUGAGGAAGAACAGGAAGAGAGAGUGUUAGGUGAAGUGGACAAAGAAAUCAUAGAGGAGAAAGUCUGUACGGUUGAACAGUGUAGCCCUGUACACAGAGUUGAGCAGACGCCAAAUCUGCAUAGCAGAAGUCCAAGGGUGAAAGACUAUCUGAAGGAAAAAUUAGAGGAUGGGUGUAUAGGUUCAGAAUCAAUAAGCGAACCAGAAGAUGGUAAGGAUUCAAUCUCUUCUAGACGAUUGAGAAUCCAAAAUAUAUUCACACUUUGUGGUAAUCACAGGGAGCUGUCUCAACACAUCAGCACCCCAGUACCUGCCAAAAAGAGAUCUGUGAGCAUUGAUCCCCAAACAUCUCCAGUGAUGAGAAUUGGGGAUACUGCAAACAAUUUCAGUAAGGAAAAAUUGGAGGCCCCUGAACGUGGAGCAACAAGUCCAGCACUAACUGUGGAGCCAUUUGGAUCAAUCAAAGAAGUGAAUGAGCAGAAACUGACAGAAUCACAACUGAACAAAAAUCCAGUAUAUAAUGAGAUGGUUUUGGCUUCAAAGGAGAACUACUACCCCUCAUACGAUGGUAAUGAUGAACAGAUUGACGUGUACGUGAAAUGGGAGGCUUCCAAGGAAAAUCCUGGCAUUUUCAUUACCACCCUGAAGGUUGUAAAGGAUGCAAGCCUUGCUGACCUGAGGAAGUUGAUUGAAAUCUAUAUUGGUGCAGACAAUCAAGCAUUCACUUUUCUUCUGCUUGGGGACCCCACUGCAGCUCCCGUUCCAAGAGAAAAGGAAGGAUUGAUACAGGCCAUCAAACUUCCUCUUUGCAACAACCAGGCGAAUGGCCACUUAGCUUGCUUGAGAUCAGCAAAGGGAAUGCAAUGCCCUAGUCAUCUUCCACCAAGUCCGCUCCCAUUGAGGCCACUGGAAAAUAAACAGUCAUUCACCCCAAAUUCCUGCUGCUUGCAGCCCGGUGAUAGUUUAUCACCAAACUACACUUCUACCCCCUAUAUUACUGUUCGAAGGCAUCUGUAAUCUUUUUUGACUGGGCUGCAUCAUACUUCUGUAUUGAAAAUAUACUACUACACAGUAUUUUAAUA